UGACGUCAAAUGACCAGAAUCGGUGUGAUGCUGGAAGGAUUGUCAGUUUCUUUUGAAUUUGUUUGCAGCGGAGAGAAACAAUCGCUUAUUUAUUUUGUAAAUCCUAUUUAUUUAAACGACGAGUGAGUGAGAGCUGCUCGGUGAGUUUAAAACACCGAAUGAAGACUGAAAACGAACCGUUGCUGCGCUGCUAGCUAGCGGUAGCUAACGUUAGCUCCGGUGUCAAAUGUCCGCGACAACAGCGGCUGUAAACAAGAAAGCCCGACAUCUUGGCUCGUUACCGCCGUUAGACACUCAAACUCGCUCAUUGCGUUGUUUUAUCUCAAAUAUGAGCAACUUACGCCGACAGAUACCGGUGUGUGUGUGACCCAGUGUUAGUUUUGCGACGUGUGUUUACGUUUGACGGCACUCUAGUUAGCUAACAGUUAGCAUUAAGCUAGCUGUGAGCCGAGCCGAGCCUUCGGGCUUGACACGUCCGUCCCCCCCCCCUCUGUGUUAGAUGUGACUCGCCCGGCCGUGGACCAUGAGUAACAGCCACCCUCUGCGGCCGCUGGCCUCCGUGUCGGAGAUCGACCACAUCCACCUGCUGUCCGAGCAGCUGGGGGCCCUGGUGCUCGGCGAGGAGUACAGCGAUGUUACCUUCGUGGUGGAGGGGAAGCGGUUCCCGGCGCACCGCGUCAUCCUGGCAGCUCGCUGUCACUAUUUCAGGGCCCUGCUGUACGGUGGGAUGAAGGAGUCCCAGCCCCAAGCGGAGGUGCGCUUGGAGGAGACGCGGGCCGAAGCCUUCUCGAUGCUGCUGAACUACCUGUACACGGGUCGGGCCAGCCUCAGCUCGGCCCGGGAGGAGGUGCUGCUGGACUUCCUGGGCCUGGCUCACCGCUACGGCCUGCAGCCGCUGGAGGACUCCACCUCCGAGUUCCUCCGCACCGUCCUGCACACCAACAACGUCUGCCUAGUUUUUGACGUGGCCAGUCUGUACUCUCUGAGCGCGCUCAGCGCCGCCUGCUGCGCCUACAUGGACCGACACGGACCCGAGGUGUUGAACUCCGACGGCUUCCUCCAGCUGUCCAAGACCGCUCUGCUGACCGUGGUGAAGCGCGACUCGUUUGCCGCCAGCGAGAAGGAGAUCUUCCAGGCGCUGAGUCGCUGGUGCCGGCAUCGCGAGGAGGGGGCCGACACCCAGGAAGUGAUGUCGGCGGUGCGGCUGCCGCUCAUGACCCUGGCGGAGAUGCUGAACGUGGUGCGACCGUCGGGCCUGCUGACCCCCGACGACCUGCUGGACGCCAUCAAGACCCGCUCGGAGAGCCGCAACAUGGACCUCAACUACCGCGGCAUGCUGAUCCCGGAGGAGAACAUCGCCACCAUGAAGUACGGCGCCCAGGUGAUGAAAGGGGAGCUGAAGUCGGCGCUGCUAGACGGAGACACGCAGAACUACGACCUGGACCACGGCUUCUCCAGGCAUCCCAUCGAGGAUGACGGGCGGGCCGGCAUCCAGGUGAAGCUGGGCCAGUCGUCCAUCAUCAACCACGUCCGCCUGCUGCUGUGGGACCGAGACAGUCGGUCCUACUCGUACUACAUCGAGGUGUCCAUGGACGAGCUGGACUGGGUGCGUGUCGUGGACCAUUCCAAGUACCUGUGCCGCUCCUGGCAGGAUCUGUACUUCACCCCUCGAGUCUGCAGGUACGUUCGCAUCGUGGGGACACACAACACGGUCAACAAAGUGUUCCACCUGGUGGCUUUUGAAUGCAUGUUCACCAACCGCUCCUUCACCCUGGAGAACGGCCUCUUGGUGCCCGGCGAGAACGUGGCGACCAUCGCGCUGUGCGCCAGCGUCAUCGAGGGCGUGAGCCGCUGCAGAAAUGCGCUGCUCAACGGCGACACGCGCAACUACGACUGGGACUCCGGCUACACCUGCCACCAGCUGGGCUCCGGAGCCAUCGUCAUCCAGCUGGCUCAGCCCUACUGCAUCGGGUCCUUGAGGCUGCUGCUGUGGGACUGUGACGAGCGCUCCUACAGCUACUACAUCGAGGUCUCCAACAACCAGCAGCAGUGGACGAAGGUGGUGGACCGCACCAGGCAGGCCUGCCGCUCGUGGCAGACGUUGAAGUUUGAUAAGCAGCCUGCUUCCUUCAUCCGCAUCGUCGGGACGCACAACACCGCUAACGAGGUGUUCCACUGUGUUCACUUCGAGUGUCCCGCCCAGCUGGACACGGAGGUGAACGAGGGCAGCCCGGGCCCGGACCCCCACGACCUCGGGUCCUCGUCCCCGCAGCCGAGACCGCAGCGGCCCUCGCGCACCCACAGCCUGCUUCCCUCCCCUCCCCCGUCCUCGUCCUCCUCGCUGUCCCAACAGUGAGAGCUCCCUCCCUCUCUCGUGGGGGAGACCUCUGAAUGCCAUUUUGCACAGCCUUCAUUGUCCCCGAGCACCACCCCCCCUCCCCCCCCUCGUGCUGUCACCGCCUCCUGCCCCCUUAGAGGCCGGUACGUCUGCAGCAUCCAUCAAACUGUCCUCUGAAGGUACUUUUCAGCCACUGAGACUCGACUUUCCUUUUUUCUUCUUCUUCAAUAUCAUGACGUGUGGAAUCUUUACUUCUCCAAAGACGAGGUGCACUGAAGGGUGGUUCUGCUCUACCACCAAAGAGCAGUGAUGUGUGUGUCGGGGGGGGGGGCCCAUUUACAUUUUACCAGUUCAUAUUUCCAAAAGAGAUGGAUUUUAUCCUGAAACAAGCUAUUUUUUUAAGAAAGCGCUCACUUUUCAUAUCGUCACGCUGGCCGAGUGGCGCUUUAAGUAUUUGGGAUUAAAGCUAAUUAACUUUAACCCCCCUUCCCUCCCCGGUGUGACUUUUUGAUAGUUCAAAUUCAUACCUCAAGGAGGAAAAAAAGAACCUUUCUAAAAACUGAACAUGAUUGAAGUGUUGAUUUAGCGCAUGAAGCACUUGGUCUUGGGGGGUCGGUUCGUGAGGAAGCUUCUGGGCUCGGACCAAACCGCGUUGCACUACGGCUCGUGUACGAGAGCAGCUGCUGUCGCCACUUUACUCGAGUACACGUAAAUAAAGGCUGCAGCUCCUGAGUGGAGCAGUGCUGCAUCAUGGGACUUUCUGUUUUCUAUGUCAUUUAAUUUAAACGCUCCCUUUCUCUUGGAUCCAUCUGUUCAUUGUUUUGUUUU
Molecule: messenger RNA, 3166 nt
Organism: Pungitius pungitius (ninespine stickleback)
Lineage: Eukaryota; Metazoa; Chordata; Actinopteri; Perciformes; Gasterosteidae
Gene: btbd9
Product: BTB (POZ) domain containing 9
Exons: 10
Coding region: 524-2356 (610 amino acids)
Biological process (GO): adult locomotory behavior; circadian behavior; modulation of chemical synaptic transmission
Cellular component (GO): cytoplasm
Molecular function (GO): protein binding
Source: RefSeq, a predicted model, not a curated record